Penaeus indicus is the source of this 3307-nucleotide messenger RNA. It is a transcript of the gene Clbn, whose product is annotated as ribosome quality control complex subunit NEMF-like. The record is from RefSeq and is a predicted model, not a curated record. Gene Ontology annotation, biological process: ribosome-associated ubiquitin-dependent protein catabolic process; rescue of stalled cytosolic ribosome. Bases 73 to 3210 code for a protein of 1045 amino acids. Gene Ontology annotation, molecular function: ribosomal large subunit binding; tRNA binding. NCBI's taxonomy places the organism in Eukaryota, Metazoa, Arthropoda, Malacostraca, Decapoda, Penaeidae. Gene Ontology annotation, cellular component: RQC complex. The transcript is spliced from 20 exons.
CGACGCCACCAAAACAUUAGCUGAGUGGGACCGAAGUUCCAGUUUGGUCGAGGAGGUGGAGGGUAAGGCACAAUGAAGACGACGUUCACCACCGUCGACCUGCUCGCCAUUGUGGCUGAGCUUAAACAGAGAAUCCAGGGCAUGAGAGUUGUGCAGGUGUACGACAUUGAUGCCAGAACCUACCUCCUCAAGCUCCAGAAACCCGACAACAAGUGCGUCCUCCUCCUGGAGUCAGGAUCGCGCAUUCACACUACUGACUAUGAGUGGCCGAAGAGCCCUGCGCCCUCAGGUUUCUCCAUGAAGUUGAGGAAACACCUAAAGAACAAGCGCAUUGAGUCAGUUCAGCAACUUGGAGUUGAUCGUAUAGUUGACCUAACUUUUGGGUCAGGCGACGCACAACACCACGUUAUUGUGGAAUUGUAUGACAGAGGAAAUAUUGUCCUCACAGACAAGUCCUACAGUAUCCUUAAUAUCCUACGUCCUCGCAAGGAAGGAGAAGAUGUCAGAUUUGCAGUCCAUGAGAAGUAUCCGGUGGAAAGAGCACGUGGGGCAAAGGACCCCCCAACCUUAGAGAGCUUGAAGGCUGCUGUUGCAUCAGCCAAGGACAAUACGCCGCUGAAAAAAAUACUCAACCCUUUGCUAGACUGUGGAGGAGGUGUCAUUGACCACAACCUUCUGGAGGCUGGCUUUCCCCCCAGUGCAAAACUUGGCCAACACCUGAAGGCAGACGAUGAUCUCACACAGUUACUCCAGGCAGCCACCAAAGCACAAGCAGUUGUUACUGCUUGGGCUGACAGAACUCAAUCUUCGGGUUACAUCAUCAAGAAAGUUGAGAAUCGAACCAAGCCCGAUGGUACAGUGGAGGAAGUGCCAAUCUACGAGGAAUUCAUACCUAUGCUCUAUGCUCAGUAUGCGAAUCGACCUCAUGAGGACUUUUCUUCUUUCAAUAUGGCUUGUGAUGAAUUCUUUUCCAAGAUGGAAGCCGUUAAGAUCGACCAGAAGGCCAUGCAGCAAGAGAAGGAAGCACUAAAAAAGCUGGCCAAUGUCAAGCAGGACCACAUGAAACGAUUGCAAGACUUGAGCAACAUGCAGAAGAACAACAUCUUGCAAGGACAACUCAUAGAACUGAACAAAGACCUGGUGGAAAAGGCCAUUUUGGUUGUACGCAGUUUAGUUGCCAAUCAGAUUGACUGGCGACAGAUCCGUGAACUUCUGGAUGAGGCCAAAACGAGAGGUGACCCAGUAGCCCUGUCCAUCAAGGAGCUAAAGCUGGAGAGAAACACUAUUGUCAUUUCUCUUAGUGAUCCCUAUGAUUUUGACGAAGAUGACCUCCUCCUGGAUUCAGAUGAGGAGCGGGAGGAAGGCCACGAGUCGACCAAGAUGCGGCCAAUGGCUGUGGAGAUUGACCUUGAUAUCUCAGCAAUGGCCAAUGCUCGAUGCUACUACGACCAGAAGCGACAGGCAGCCAAGAAGGAGCAGAAGACCAUCAGUGCUUCAGCCAAGGCACUGCAGUCGGCCGAGAAGAAGACCCGCCAGACCCUAAAGGAAGUGGCCGCCAUUACCAACAUAAACAAAGCCCGGAAGGUUCAUUGGUUCGAAAAGUUCCUGUGGUUCAUCUCUUCAGAAAAUUAUCUGGUCAUUGCUGGUCGAGACAUGCAGAUGAACGAAAUGGUUGUUAAGCGACAUCUAAAGCCUCGUGAUGUCUACGUCCAUGCUGACCUGCAUGGAGCAGCCAGUGUGGUGAUCAAGAACCCCAGUGGCAAGGAGCCCCCCCCAAAAACCCUUCAUGAAGCAGGAAUCAUGGCCCUCUGUUACAGCCGUGCGUGGGAUGAGAAGGUGGUGACGUCAGCAUGGUGGGUGUGGGGUGACCAGGUGAGCAAAACGGCACAGGCUGGAGAGUACCUUACAACUGGUGCCUUUAUGGUCCGUGGAAAGAAGAACUUCCUCCCCCCGUCGCACCUUGUGUAUGGCUUUGGUUUCCUCUUCCGGUUAGAGGAGAGCUCAGUUGCAAGACAUGCUGGUGAGAGGCGCAUUAGAUCAUUGGAAGAGGAUUCUGAUGCUAAAGAAAGCCUUGAGAAUCUCUCCAUCAAUGAAGAAGAAGAACUGAAUUUGGAUGACAAAGAUGAGGAACAGGAAAAUAUUAUUAAAGAAGAAAAUGAAGAGAAAGAAGAUGAAGAACUCAAAGUAGAGGAUGAGAAUGUCUCAGUGAAGGAAAACCAGGAGGAAGAAGACUCGGAUGGAGAAGGCGAUGAUGAAGACGGGAAAGACAAAUCGGACGAAGAGAGAGACCAGUCCGUUGAGUUCCCGGAUACUGUUGUGGAGAUUGCACAUAUUGGUGGAGAUCAAUUUGCGCUGCGUCCAAGGACUGUCUCAACCACAUCGCAGAUCUCCCAGUCGAGUACAGGAGGAGGGGAAGAGGAGGAAGAUAAAGUGGUGUAUUUGGGAGAUGACAAGCCUGUGCAGGUCAACAGGAACAAGAACAAUAGUAUUAGCAAGGAUUCUAAAGCAGGAAAGAAAGGAAAGAACAGGCAAGACUCUAUCUCAAGCACACAGCAGAAUAACAAGAAUGCGAAACAUCAGAAGGAAACGGACAAUGGCAAAGGUUGUCCCCCCAAAAGAGGACAGAAGGGGAAACUGAAGAAAAUCAAAGCCAAAUAUCGUGAUCAGGAUGAGGAAGAGAGAGAGAUGAGGAUGCAGCUGUUACAGUCGAUGGGAAAUGCCAAAGAAUCAAAGAAGGCUAAGGGUAACAAAAAGGAUGUGAAGGAAGGGAAAGGAAAGGGACCCAAACCUCGGCCAUCGGAGACUCAAGCCCGACCUGAAGCUGCUCAGCCAAAGCCAGAAGAUGAACAGGGGAAGAAGGAGGAAGAUCAGGAGGAGGAAGAGGAGGACACCCCGCAGAUCGCUGAUGACCUGAACAUUGUCAAUGCGCUGACAGCCCAGCCAGUAGCAGAGGAUGAACUCUUGUAUGCCAUUCCUGUGUGUGCUCCAUACUCAACAAUGGCCAACUACAAAUACAAAGUUAAGUUGACGCCAGGGCCAGGGAAGAAGGGCAAGGCCUGCAAAACCGCCCUGGCACUCUUCAUGGGCGACAAGACUUCCACAACUCGUGAGAAGGACCUGUUGAGGGCCGUGCGGGACAACGACCUGUCCAAAAACCUGCCAGGGAAGGUUAAGGUGUCGGCGCCCAACAUUCACAAGGUCCGAAAAUAGGAGAGGUGCAGAUAGUGUGGCGAAAUGCGGUGAUUUGGAAGAGGAUGUUAAGAAUUAUUAUUUUUUUAAUAAUUAUGCUAUAUAUACAUUUUUUUUU